Tribolium madens (black flour beetle) is the source of this 3610-nucleotide messenger RNA. RefSeq names its product forkhead box protein P1-like. The coding region runs from base 341 to 2467 and encodes 708 amino acids. Gene Ontology annotation, biological process: regulation of transcription by RNA polymerase II. The transcript has 16 exons. NCBI's taxonomy places the organism in Eukaryota, Metazoa, Arthropoda, Insecta, Coleoptera, Tenebrionidae. The record is from RefSeq and is a predicted model, not a curated record. Gene Ontology annotation, molecular function: DNA-binding transcription factor activity, RNA polymerase II-specific; RNA polymerase II cis-regulatory region sequence-specific DNA binding. Gene Ontology annotation, cellular component: nucleus.
CUCGACUAGAAUUGCUUCCACGUCGAAGUCGGUUACUAUAUAACAGUUAUUCAUUUAUUCCUAACCUCACUUUUCAAAAUUCCCGCUUCGUGCUCUUACGUAACUCGGUGAAAUGAUGUGAAUGAUGACGAUUUUUAAAAACUCAGUGCAAGUGAAAUGUGAUAUUUUCAAACAAAUACUUUCAGUAUUCAUUUUUUUACCUAUUCUGGAUUAAAACAAGGGCCACAUCGGAGACGUUCCUUUUGAAAGUGCCGUUGGCUGGAGUAAAAAUCAUUUUUCUGCCGCUACCAGUCCUUGGUCUACCGCAAUCAGGCAUUCUAGAUACUGUGAUGAUGGCACAAUGGACCAAGACGUAGAUGGAGAUGGUGCGAUUAACCUUUCUACAUCGCAAAGACCAUCGGCGGCAACCACUCCAAACGAUAGCGUCCAUAAUGAAGACGCUGAACAGGCUGCCUCCUUAGAAAAAGUUCUCAAGGAACAACAACAACAUCAACAAUUAGAACUGGAGCGAAGUUGGGAACAAGAAAGAGACGUUAAAGGUAAUGGAAGCAGCAGUCCAAAUUCUGAUCAUAGAGUGCAAGACCACUCUUCUCCACCUUCAACGGACUCGCAGAAAAGUCUUAGUGCCACCGUACCACCUGCCACCCAGUCGCAGACUGCAGGUCCACAUAUAAUGUCUUCAACAUCCAACCUUCAUCAUAUGCAACAGUUACUUCAACAACACGUACUAAAUCCCACUCAAUUACAAACCUUAAUGAAACAACAUUCAUUAUUACAACAGCAACAACAUCAGCAACAUCAAUUAGCAGAAUUAGGAAAGAAACAAAUUGAACAAACAAUGCAACAGUUGCAAGAGCAACUCCAAUUGAAUCUCAUUCAACAAACACAUAUCCUUCAAAGUACGGAUAAAAAGAAAGCUUCCGGUUCGUUGCAACAACUCGCUCUUCAACAACAGCAACUUAUACAGCAACUUCAACUCAUGCAAAGACAAUACGUUGUGCAUCAAGGCAUGGGUAUGCAGCCUCUCAUGCUUGCUCAAGGACAAGGUCUUAAUUCGCGAGAAGUCCUGAGUCCUUGGAAGGAAUUGAACGAACCACACAUUACUAAUUCAAAAUCCGAACUAAAUGACGGUUCACCAGGAUUGUUGGGAGUGGCGUCAAAUCGUCCCAGCAGAGAUGAAGCACCUUUAGAAGAUAAAUUAGAACGGACUACAACGCCGGAUCGAGUCCAUCAUUUGUAUGGCCACGGUGUCUGCAAAUGGCCAGGCUGCGAAAUUAUUUGUGAAGACCUCCAAGCAUUUAUAAAGCAUUUAAAUACGGAACAUACGUUAGACGACCGAUCAACCGCUCAAGCUCGUGUUCAAAUGCAAGUAGUUUCGCAACUGGAACUCCAGCUGCAAAAAGAACGUGACCGUUUGCAAGCCAUGAUGCACCAUCUUCAUUUGUCAAAACAAUUAAGUUCUCCUGAACCUCAUAAAGAUGGUUCAGUUGUAACACCUACAAAAAUGGCCGUAAACACAUCGUUAUCUCAACCGUCAGUAUCAAUAGGUCCCAUGGUGUCCGCAGUUCGAUCUCCUGUGCUACAUUCUCCUGCUGCCAAUGUCGCCGGUCCAAUACGAAGGCGGCUAAAUGAUAAAUCAGCACUUUCGUUAGCAGGAGGUCUUCCGUACAUGCUCGAGAGGGCAGGGCUUGAUGUCCAACAAGAAAUACAAAGGAACAGGGAAUUUUAUAAAAAUGCUGAUGUGCGACCUCCAUUUACUUAUGCUUCAUUAAUACGCCAGUCAAUUAUAGAAUCCCCGGAUAAACAAUUGACUCUAAAUGAAAUUUACAACUGGUUCCAGAACACUUUCUGUUACUUUAGAAGAAAUGCAGCGACUUGGAAGAACGCGAUACGCACCAAUCUCUCACUCCACAAGUGUUUUGUGCGCUACGAAGACGACUUUGGGUCAUUCUGGAUGGUGGAUGAUGCUGAAUUCGUGAAGCGCCGCCACCUGUCGCGUGGUCGGCCGCGGAAAUAUGACCCAACCCCAUCACCCACUCCACCCCACUGCGCACAGGGCGCAACUUCGAAAAGCCCGACAUUAAAUCACAGUCCGACCCUGUACGGUGACCAUCUGUCGGCGAACGUGCAGUUUAUGCAGGCAUCGUUAAUGGAAGAUAACAAUUUAUCGUUUAUAACGGGGGCCUCGUCGUUGCCUAGCAGACCCAGAGACAGCUCCGAAUCCCCAGUACACGACACGCAUAUGAGGUCUCCUCCAAUGAACGGAGGUCUACACAUCAAGCAGGAGAGCAUGAUGAAUCAGGAGCACCACGUAACGCGAGAGCAGGAACAGAUGCAUCAUAUAAUCAAGCGCGAGAUUCAUUCGGAAUACGACGAGAUAGAGCAAGAGCACUCGCAGAGAGAUACCAUGGCUGAAGAUCUGACAAUUGGUUCCGAACAUAACGACACAAACGUACUGGACGCGUAGUGCGCGCAGUGUUCGAGAAUUCAUCAGGACAACUUCAAAUCUGUGCUCAUUUAAAUUCCCAAUUAGAAAAAUUGAAUUUCGUUUAGGAUGAAGUAGCAGCAUAUCUCAUCGAGUGAAGGAUGAACAUUGUUGGAUUUUGUACAUUUGUGUAUAAAUAUAGAACUGUUGAAUCUGCGAAUGGGAGUGUGUUUACGUACUGUUAAUUGUUUAGUACCUAAAGGUUGUCGGAUGUUGUAUAAUCAGUAUGCGUAUAGGAUAUCUCAUUUGAUUUUUUUAUUAUUAAUACAGGGUUCUUUGUUACUUGGUGGACUCGGCGUUGCCUAAUUUUUACGAACAGAUGAACUGUUACCAACCGUACGAUCAGUUUAUUUUAGCAUAUCAGUUGCUAUGUGUGCGCCACAAAACAGGGAAAAAACCGAACUAGUAGGUAAAGCCAACCGCACUGACGUGUUCGUAUUAUUUGUGUUAGAAAAAUAUCGUUGCGCUCAUAUAGUGAUGUAAAAUAAGCAAUAUUGUAAAUUAUUUAUCGUUAAGCAUUCGUGCUAUUAUAUUCUAUCUUUAAACGAAGGGAAAUUUAUUCCAUAUCAUUAUCUAAAGUAAAUCAUAUAUCAGUGUAAAAAAGUAGUAGAGACGUUUUCCUAUAUACAUACAUUAGCUAAUUUCGGUCAUUUUAAUUCGCCAAAUAAUUCUCACAUUGAUUAUUUAUUACAAUUAUACUUUAAUUAAUACGAACUUUGCCAAAUACAUUCGCGUUCAUGUGAUAGUACCUUAGUUCAGAUUGAUUAACUAUUAUAAUUAUAAAUAAAAAUUAUAGAUAAGUAUUAAACGUGGCCAUUGCAUGGAAGAUGAUUUAUUUGCUACAAUAUAAGUUGGUUGAGUGUAAAUAUCGCCGAAAUUUUGGCGGAAAAUUCCUGUCUAUCGGCCCUAUCAGCCUUACAAGUAGCAAUGCCUACAUAUCAUAUCUACUAGUUUUAUUGGCAUUACCGCUCCCCCCAUUUUUAUAAAAGGUGGAUCGAGCUCUCCUGUCGGGGUAUUUUCUACUCAACUCUCGAUAAUUGUGUAAACUGUAGGUACUGUAUCUUUCUUUUUUUUCAUUUGUUACAAAUAAUUAACAUUAUUUACAAUAAAACAAGCAAUAAGGUU